AUGAGCAAUACACGGCCACAGCUGGCCGGCAAAGCGUCGCAGGACACGCUGGCGUCGAUGCUGGAGCUCGAGCCCAUGCCAAUGCCCGAUUCACCGCUGCCAACACCGCCCGCUGCAGCCGACGUGGAGACCGACAAAGAGCUGCCGCCUCUAUCAAGCGAGGGAAGUGACGAUGCCGAGGCGGAUGCGGGGGCGGGCGUUUCGUCCAGCGCAAAGCAUGGCCACAGUCGUUCGGUUUCUGCGACCAUGAAGGGCACGACCGCCGCCCUCGGCCUGAGUCAAGGCCACGGUGCUGUCUACUAUUUAUCCCGUAUCCAGCGCUACUCCUCCUACGCCUUCACCAUCUUCUCGUCCGUCCACCUGGCCACCACCUCCCUCAUCCCGCUCGCCACUCGGUCCGUCCCAGCCUCCGAGUCCUACCUUCUCCUCGCUCGCGAAAUCUACCAGACCCGCCUCUCCGAGCCCCUGCUUGUCUUUCUGCCGAUUGCCGCCCAUGUCGCUGCCGGUGUCGGCUUGCGUCUCGUGCGCCGCAGCCAGAACGCGCGCCGCUACGGCCGCACCACCGCCAGCAAUUGGCCGCCCUUCAGCGUCAUCGCGGCGUCGGGGUAUGGCUUUGCCGUCGCCGUCGGCGCCCAUGUCUUCUUGAAUCGCCUGCUGCCCAUUGCGGUCCAGGGCGACAGCUCGGACAUUGGCCUCGCCUAUGUUGCCCACGGCUUUGCGCGCCACCCCGUCGUGUCCUGGCUAUCGUAUGGUGCCUUCUUGGCCGCGGCGUCGGGCCACAUGGUAUGGGGCUGGGCGCGGUGGUUGGGCAUCGCACAGCGGGCCGCGUGGUCGAGCCCGGAUCUUUUGCGGGGUGGAGACCGGGACGUGUCGGCCGGUGGUGGGGCGCGCGAGCCCAAGGCACUCCAAAAGCGGCGGCGCCGCACGUGGCUGGCCGUGCAGGGCGGCGUGCUUCUGGCAUUCUGCCUCUGGGCUUCGGGUGGCCUGGGCGUCGUUGCGCGCGGCGGACCUGUUCAGGGCUGGGUAGCAAAGGUAUACGACGAGCUCUACGCCAAGGCACUUGUAUUAUGA
Molecule: messenger RNA, 1071 nt
Organism: Sporothrix brasiliensis 5110
Lineage: Eukaryota; Fungi; Ascomycota; Sordariomycetes; Ophiostomatales; Ophiostomataceae
Exons: 2
Coding region: 1-1071 (356 amino acids)
Biological process (GO): mitochondrion organization; lipid homeostasis
Cellular component (GO): mitochondrial outer membrane
Source: RefSeq, a predicted model, not a curated record